UGGCUAGCCUGAGUCAUGCCGCUCUCUGCCGUUGAUUGUGAAUUGGCACUUGAGGACUUGUGUGAGUGCUCGAGCGACUGGAUUAAUUACACGGGGAAGAAGUGCGACAAGGGUGAACUUCGCCCCGAUAUCCUUGAAAACCUCGAGUUAUCGUAUUUCAUUGGCCUUCAUUUGUGCCCCAUGUUCGGUUCACCCAUCCCGACCUCGUCGGCCGCCUCGACCUCAGGGGUCGGGGGCUCAGGUUCGUCCUUGUUUGGCCAUGGGCAUCGCGCUCGCCAGGGCGGGGCUCGCAAAUCCAUGGGCGGUGCUUUCACGCCCUUUAAAACCCCGCGCUCCCAUCUCAACCGCAGUGUCCGGGCCGGUGGCGGCGUGUCAUCGGCCAACACGUCGCUGGCGCCCUCGCAGAUCUUGGAGUCGUGUGAAAGCCACAGCGUUUUAGCUAGUACGGUUUCAUCGCCCGUACUUGUGACGGAGAUUCUGACCUUGGCCGAGAAACCCACCGAUGUAAGCGUAUCGCUGUCAGCCGAGGGUUGGGCUUGGUUGGUACACGGUCGUCGCUUGGUGGUGUGGCGGUAUAAGGUAGCCAGUGGUCAACGGAGCUUGAAUGCGGCUUGUCGCGAACUAACCUUGCCUGCAUCGGAUGUGGCACAUCACGCUCGAUUGAUCAACGUCUUCGCCUGGCAUGAGAAUCAGACCCCGUCGUGUUUGGCCGUCUCACCCGAAGGCCUGGUUCGAUUCUGGCCCAACAUCGCUCAUCCAAGCUCGUCCACUGAAGUGAGUGCUGACCUCCAAGGCCAAGAGUGCCAUAGCUUAACCGAUCUCCAGCCUUUGGGUUCGGUUCUGGCCACCACGACCUCGACCAUUGUCCUCGUGCACGUUCUCAAUGUGGGUGGACAGCACAAGAUCGUGUGCCGUCAACUCAAACCACCCCAUGGUCUCUUGGGAGGGAUUGGUCGACGUGUGUCCUCGUUAUUUUGGGGAGGGAUGCCCGCCACGGGUGAAGCGAAAUUGGUACGUGUUCUGACAUCAAACGUCAAGUCAGCCAGUAGCCAAGUGACCUUCGUGCUCACCACGAUGGGUUUGCAAAAGUGGAUUUUGGAGAGUGAUACUCAAGAACGACUCCUAUACGAGUGGCCCGUUCAAUCGCAAGGUGCCGAGACCUUCAUGAAGCAUUCCAUGAAAAAUGAAGAGUGUGACAUUGGGUCAUUGCGAGUCUGUACAUUGGAUAUGCAAUUCACGCCAAAGGGAGAAUUAGCCAUUUUGAUGGCUGCUAUGAACGCUCAUUCUCCUCAGCAAGUAUUCUAUGGAAUAGGUAUGGUGGAUUGCUCAACGGAAGAACAACCGACUGAAUUCAAAAAUAUCAUUGCCUUCAAACCCAGUGAUGGAUCCAAGGAUCAGAAUAUUACGUCCUUGGGCUAUAAGCUCAUGUUCCCCAACAAAAAGUAUGCCUACAUUUUCAAUAACGAGGGUAUCAUCUGUGUCCCAGCCCAAGGGGACGGGAAUGAAAAUGACUUUUUCGACUUUUCCACCGGAGGCAACGCCAUUUUGGGAGCCAAAAGUGUGGACGGAAAGCCCUACUUUUUCGCUGCCAAUCAAGGAUUGGUCCAUCUCGCCGUGAAUCAAAAUAUGAGCGUGCUUGAACCAUCGAUGACCUCGUUCAAUGAGAGUGUUUCUGGGUUUGACCCUAUGACCCCCAAGAAGCUGUCUGAAAGCAUAAACAUGUCGGCCAUCUCCCAAACUGGUCUGGAUAACCUCUCCAUUUCCGAAUCCAAAAGUGACCAGCUAAAGGCUGCAUUUUUGCUCUUCUGCAAACGAAACCUGACUAAAUCAGCGAGCAUCAUCGAGAGUUUGUUCCCUUCGGACAACAUGCGAAGCGAAAUUGACUCUUCGGUGGACAAACUGGUUCUCUCCAUUUCCAAGGAUCUCAUUGACGACUUCCCAGCAUCCGAUCCCCGAUGGAUGGAGAGCGUUCCGGCCUCCGAGGCCACUUUGGGACAGGGCACCAUGGGAGCAACGAUGUCCUUGUUGAUCCUUCAUCAGCUUGAAGACAAGCAAACUGCACUCGAGUUCUUUGUUAGUUUCCUCAAGGAAGUUGGUCUUUGGAACAAAUUGUGUGGUGUAACUAUCCGGGAAACUCCAAUCCCGACAUCUUUGGUUCUCUGCGAACAAGUUGAAAAAACCGCGGCCGCCAUAGCCCUUCGUACCAUUCACUCCGAGCAUCAAUCCUUAGUAGACAAGGCCAUUGAGCGAGUGGUUCGGCAUCGCAAGGUCGUGUUGGAAAGAGGACUUACUUCUCAAGAUCACUUUUAUCGAGAGAUUUCGCGGGUUCACGAGAUUUUUGACGGUCUUCAAGCCCUUCAAGAUGAAUUGCUUCUUUCCCAGACCCCUAGAGAGAUCGUUAAUGCUCUCAUCGCCAUCAAUACAAUUUUUCAACGAGUCCUGAAGGAUGCUCUUCAAGUGAGAGAGAAAAAGGCCCUUGAAUUUAGCCCGCCCAAGUCUCUUAUCGAGGAAAUGGAGUACAUUCCAUGGAGCUCGGCCCCGGGUCCUAAGGGUCUUCGUACUGCUCUUAUUAAUCAAGUGAAGAUCUCAAUGGAGAAAGGUCUCUCUUUGGCCGAGAAUAAGGCCACCCGAGUGGAGAUUGUAAAACAAGUUGUCCAUUUGAUUGACUUCAUCUUGGAUGGAUUCCUUUGCCAAUUGAACAAAACCAAAGAGGCUCGUCGUCCAGUCGUAUUGAAACAGUACGAGAAAAACCGAAGCGAACUCAUUUCUACUUUAGUGAGCAAAGGAUAUCUGGAAGAGGCCACCAGUUUGGCGGAGAAGUACUUGGAGUUUGUGGCUUUGAUCAAAAUCUGCGAAAUCACAAAAAAUCGCGCUCGUUUAGAUGGUUACAUGGAGGAAUUCGCAGAGCACGAUUUCUCAUCGUUCCAUUUCGAUUGGCUCGUUCGCGAAGGGAAACAAGGGAUGCUCCUCAGCCAGACGUCGAGCUCUCGUCAUGGAGAAUUGGGCAAGUUCCUAAAAGGCCAUUCCAAUAUUUCUUGGCUGCAUGAUAUUCAAAUCGGAGAUUUUGGCAAGGCUUCGUAUACCUUGGGUAAUCUUGGGAAACACGAAACUGAUCUGAUCGCCAGAAAAAAGACUAUUUUAAGUCUGGCCAAACUCGCCGCCUUGGCCUCGGAUGAGAGCGACGAAAACAUUUUGAAGUCAGUCAAUGACGUUGAAGAUCAACUCAUGGUACUGGAUGCUCAAGAGCAAUUGCCCAAAAGUGUUAUGGAUGCGUUCAAAUUUGACUCUGAAUCCAUGCACGUUCUCGCUGCCCGGGAGAUUAUUGAGUUGUACAUUGGGGAUGAGAACAUACAAGGAGAUCACAUAGACUUCAAAAAGGCUUUGGACUUAUUGGAUUUUGUCAAUGUGGUCGAUGAAGAAGAGAUGACCGCACUCAGACUUCACAUCUGGAGUAAAGCCAUUCUCAAAGAUUCAUGGGUAGACUUUGACGUCGAUAAUCCUUUGGAGGCGGUAAAGGAGACGGUUUGCUUCAAAUUGAUCGAGUUCUGUUACAUCCAAGGGGCGGAUUUAUCCACUUUGGUGCCAUCGGUUGAAGAAAUACUGAGUGCUGACGAGUUAUCCGGUUUAGCCAAAAACAGAAAUUUCCAAUUUUUACUCCAAACUGGAUACGAACAUAUAACUCGAGUGUGUCAAGAGGAGUCGGAUAAAAUGGACUCUUAACUCAUUUUUCCUCUCCAUUCAAAUAUUUUUCGACAAUAAAUUGGGCUUUGUACAGGA
Tigriopus californicus is the source of this 3777-nucleotide messenger RNA. It is a transcript of the gene Nup133, whose product is annotated as nuclear pore complex protein Nup133-like. Bases 16 to 3720 code for a protein of 1234 amino acids. The record is from RefSeq and is a predicted model, not a curated record. Gene Ontology annotation, cellular component: nuclear pore outer ring. The transcript is spliced from 16 exons. Gene Ontology annotation, molecular function: protein binding; structural constituent of nuclear pore. NCBI's taxonomy places the organism in Eukaryota, Metazoa, Arthropoda, Copepoda, Harpacticoida, Harpacticidae. Gene Ontology annotation, biological process: transcription-dependent tethering of RNA polymerase II gene DNA at nuclear periphery; protein import into nucleus; poly(A)+ mRNA export from nucleus.